This is a messenger RNA of Mycena indigotica, 555 nucleotides long. RefSeq names its product SHSP domain-containing protein. The coding region runs from base 1 to 555 and encodes 184 amino acids. The record is from RefSeq and is a predicted model, not a curated record. Gene Ontology annotation, biological process: response to heat; response to salt stress; protein complex oligomerization. NCBI's taxonomy places the organism in Eukaryota, Fungi, Basidiomycota, Agaricomycetes, Agaricales, Mycenaceae. The transcript has 3 exons.
AUGGCCGCAGAAUGUUCUCGCAAGCCGCCAGCGCAGUAUAAAAGCCCUCGUCGCCGCUGCCCACCGCCAGCACAAACACAAGCACACGCAAAGGCAAUGUCUGUCUUCUACUACGACCCCUUCACCGACUUCGAGCGCCUCUUCGACGACGCGUUCCGCGCUCGCACCAACAACACCCACAACCAGCUUGUGCGGCCCACAUCGGAGAAUAGCGCUGUGCAGGCAUUUAGGCCAAAGAUGGACCUCCACGAGAAUGCCGCCUCCAACACCGUGACCGCCACAUUUGAGUUGCCCGGCAUUAAGAAGGAGGAAGUCCACAUCGAGACCGCCCCCGGCCGCCUGCGCAUCUCUGCUGAGUCCAGAAUCUCGGAGGAGCACGAGAAGGACGGCUACGCCAUCCGCGAGCGCCGCUUUGGCAAGUUCUCGCGCACGCUCCAGCUGCCCCAUGGUGUUAAGGAGGAGGAAAUCAAGGCCAGCAUGGAGAAUGGUGUUCUGACGGUGACCUUCCCCAAGACCGCCGCUGAGCAGACGCCGAAGAAGAUCACCAUUGCUUGA